UGUAAACAAGUCUGGCGGUAUGGAUUACUUUAAAUUUAUUUUGAAACAAGGCACAAAGUAUCAGGCUGUGUUGGGUUACAGUUCUUUAUCUUUGCUUGCUGCUGUAAGUGAGACUUCCUUCAGUACCAUAGUAUAUAAAUGUCCAUGUAACAGCUAUAAUUACAUGUAUGGCUUAGUUUUCUUACUGGUUCCAGCCUUGAUACUCUUCAUGCUUGGCUAUAUCCUCAGUAUUCACAUGUGGCAGCAAUUCACAUCUUGCUGCAACGAAGAAGGGCACUGCUGCUUGAAUGGGAAAGUACAAAAUUACCUAUGGAAGUUUCUGAAAGUGACAUUUGCAUCAGCAUUGGCCCCUCUGACCUGGAUAGCCUUGGCUCUGCUGAAAGGUACUUUUUAUGAGUGCAUAGUCUCUGGCCUUAAUUGGAACUACUUGAAACAACGAUUUUGUGAGAACAAAACAGGGUGUCUGAAGAUAUUGCCUCAGCUGCCCUGUAUUUCGUCAUCAUCAUCAUCUACAUCAUUAUUAUCCACAUUGAACCUUACGAAGAGUAACAUAGAAAAUAUCCAAAGUAACCUACGUGCAGAAUCUCAGAUCAUCGGUUGGACUUUAAUUGCUGCUGUGUUACUUGUAGCAGUGCUAAGUAUAUGCGCACAUCGAUGUUGCUCACCAGUUCGCUAUCGACAGAGGAAAUUCUGGAAAAGUUAUAUAAGACAUGAGCAGAAGAUGGUUGAUAAAAAAACUAAUGAGCUUGCCAUCAGCUUUGCAGAAAGGAAUGUUACAAGUUUUUUUGAACAGACCCAACCUGAUCCAUUCGUAAUGCCAACCUCCAGAGAAUGGCAGCGUAUAUCCUCACCUUACAAUUUCAAAGCAAAUCCAGACUACUAUAGCAUGAUACACAAAUUAAUAGAGGGAAAUACCAAGACAAACGGAGAAAAUGAAGCAUCAGAAACUGUUUAGUGGAAUUCUAUGUGCUAAAUAUUCAUGUGAAUUUGUUAUUCUUUCAUCAUUAUGUUGCUGGUGCUUAAAAGGUUUUGUGAAAUGUUGAACGUAAAUAUACUUUUUCUCCCUCUGUAUUUUUGCAGAUCAGCAGUUCCUCAUCUUCCUGUUUGUAAUUCCCUGCUCACAUCUCAAACAUGUCUAAUUUGAGCCAAUAAGAGUAAACCAAUGACUGUGUAUGUGAAUCAUUACUUCAGCACUAUUCAGCACAGCCUUUACAUCAAUAUCAAGCCGAAUACCACACCAUACAUAUAUUACCAAAAAUGUCUCUAUCUCCAAUGAUUGUCAUUAUAUAGUUGCAGUUUACAUGUUUUGUCUGUAGCCUCUCUUUAAAGGGACACUAUAGUCACCAGAACAACUACAGCUUAUUGAAUUUGUUCUGGUGUGUAGAAUCAUUGCC
Pelobates fuscus (common spadefoot toad) is the source of this 1394-nucleotide messenger RNA. Its product is annotated as calcium homeostasis modulator protein 6-like. The coding region runs from base 20 to 955 and encodes 311 amino acids. Lineage: Eukaryota; Metazoa; Chordata; Amphibia; Anura; Pelobatidae. Gene Ontology annotation, cellular component: plasma membrane. The record is from RefSeq and is a predicted model, not a curated record. The transcript is spliced from 2 exons. Gene Ontology annotation, molecular function: monoatomic cation channel activity.